UACAAGCAUUUUGUACAAGGACGACGGAUUCGGUCGAGGACCUCGCGUCCUUUCAAGGGACGCUCGUUCGACUCUCGUAGACUUGUUGUUUAAUCAGGAAAUUCUGAUGGGAGCUAUCUAAAUGAUUACGAAUGUUAUUGUGGCGUUUAUCGACCGUGUUUGAACAACCCCAGAAAUAAUAGAACUUUUGAUGAGUUGACCGUCUUUUAUCAAGUCACGGGACGGCCGAGUUGGACCGAGUUCAUCCGUGUUAUCUGCUUUAAAUAGCAAGGAGGAUGCAGGAGUACGAUUACUCUGGGCAAAUGUCUAUAUUAAGAUCGAAAAGAAAGGAAAAACGUUCGCGGCUAAGGUUGAAGAUCUUCAACUUCGAAGUAGGUUGCUCGAUCGCUGUUGAGAGGACAUGAAAUAGUGGUUUUCAUUCGUCGACGUUGGUGUUAGUGCAAUAUUUGCGUGGGUGAGGUAGAAGGGAAGGGAGCAUCCGCUCUAAUGGCGUCGGGAGCCAAGCACUGUUGUCACAUUUUGUCCUACAGUGUUUCAAUAUUUUGCUUUGUUUAUGUCGGUCAAGUUUUCGAGGAAGGAGACGAGAGAACCACGCGAGCUUGCGAAGGUUGGUACAGAGAGAGAGCUAGUCCUUAUAGAUGGCAAGGGCAGAAUCGUAGACUCAAUUCUCACCCAUCAGCAACUGAGCGAAGUGAUCAUGGAAGUAACAACAGAGGAGGCACAAGCGGUGCUGCUGGAAGGAAUGGAGGGUACGCAGUACAUCACCAUCCAAAGGACAGACGGGGAGACGCUGAGUAAAAGCGUGCCGCUUCUGACUCUAAACGGAGAACUUAUCUCCGAGGGAAUGGUCGUUGACAUGAUAAAUGCUGGCGUGUCAUCGGACUACGGCACAGCUAGCCAGUACUACGAGGAGGACGAUCUGUUGCCUCAUGAGUUAACAGAGGAAGAUCGAAGACUGGCGGCAGCUCUGGUAGCCGUUCAGCUGCAGCAGCAGCAAAAGCAGCAGCAACUCCACAACCAGAGCCAGGAUCCUACGUUGCCGGACGUGUCUCAUUUAGAAACGUUAUCCCCUGUAAACACGUACACGAUUGAAACUGUGCCACCCCCAGGCCCUCCCGUGUAUCCCACCCUUCAACCCUUCAAGCGAAUCACGCAUGGUGUGAAGCAGGAGUUCAUAAACGUGAAGAGUGAGUACGACGUCGAUGUGUCGGCUGAGAGCAGCGAGGACGCGACGCCGAGCUCCGGGCCGAAGAGAUCUCUGCCGCACAAGAAGCGGAUUCCUAGAAAACUGAAACAGCAGACGAAGAAGAACUCGUCGAGGAAGGAUGGAAAAGCGAGCGCGGAUAACGCGAAUGCGGAUAACUCUGGCGACGUGCAAUCACACGUGUUUAAGUGCGAAUUAUGUAGCUCCAGAUUUAGUAGCCAAUUGAAGUUCUUCGAGCAUUUGAAGGCGCAUUACGAGCCCGUGAAGCAAGAGACGAGAAUAGCGCAGGCGACGAACACGAACAUCACGAUAUCGGUCGCGGAAUCGGUGCAGAACCUCGAGAACUCGGUGAUCGAAGAGUUCAGUGAGCCCGAGGAUCUGAUGGAAGGCAUCAGAGGCGUUGUUGAGGAAACAGGUGCUCACAUAGACGAUGAGACGGAGUCGUCGUUAUCCGUGGUGAACAACGAUAACUCGUUGUGGGCGAUCGCCGAUGUCACCGGCAAUGUACAUAGGGAUCAAAUAAAGCCAUCUACCAUAGAUCAGGCCAUCCUCGACAAGGGAAAGACUGACAUUCCACAGACAACGAAGAAAAAGAAAGCGAAAGCAAGAAAGUCAAAUGACGAGUUAGCGUGUCCCCAAUGCGAUCGGUCGUUCCACCAUAAGAAUAGUUUAGUAUACCACAUGAGAUCUCACAGCGGGGAACGGCCUCACCAGUGCGAAGUCUGUGGAAAAAGUUUCUUCGCUGCCAGCGCGUUAAAGGUGCACAAGCGUCUCCACAGUGGCGACAAGCCGUAUAAAUGCGAGGACUGCGGCAGACACUUUCGCCAGUGGGGAGACCUGAAGUAUCACUCUACUAGCAUUCAUUCGGAACAGAAACAGUACCAAUGCGAGUACUGCGGUAAAGACUUCGCUCGGAAGUACUCGCUGAUCGUUCACAGGCGAAUACACACCGGCGAGAAGAAUUAUCGUUGCGAGUACUGUAACAAAACGUUCAGAGCCAGUAGCUAUCUACAGAAUCACCGGCGUAUUCACACGGGAGAGAAGCCUCACGCUUGCUCCGUAUGUGGGAAGCCGUUCCGAGUGCGCAGCGACAUGAAAAGGCACAUGCACACGCACUCCAGGACCACCGUCCGAGAGAGGUCCGCGAGAGCUCCGACGAGCAAGAAUCUAGAGGAGGAAGACGAGGAGAUGAGAAAGGAGAGAUCUCAAGCGAAGACCAUUCAGGAUCUCGUCCGGGACUUGAAACUCGAAGUUGAACCGUCGGGAGUCGUGGAGAUCGUCCCGCCAGACGAUAAUCCCGAGAGCAUUUUGCCACAUACCGACGGACAGGAUCUGGAAUACAACGUUACGGCAACAACGGACGCGGGCAACGACAGGGACCCUCUCGAAGCUGUCGUGCGCACCGCGGAUAAUAUGCAAUAUUUCUUCAUGUAAGGAGACGCUGUUCUAAGACGUCCGUCGCACAAAGGUGCCAGCCAGCGGACAACUCGAUCUUACUAAGCAUGUUACACGCAUCAACGCACUGUACUUUCCGGUUUCUCCGCUAGCCACUUUUUAUAUGAACGUUGCAACUUUGAAAUGAAUUACGACUUGAAAAUGUUAUACUUAAGACUGUUUUCAGCGGGAAACCUGGAUGAGUACAAGAAACACGUGGGCGUUAACUCCCACGGAGAAGUUACAUUUAAUCGUGUAUAUAUCGAUGCACAGGCGACUGCAUAUACUUAUACACUCAAGCACGUAAAAAAGUUAUGCAUACGUAUAUAUUGUACUAUAUAACUAUCCUUGAUGCUACUUGUACAUUUCUAAGUUUAAAUUAACUUAGUAGUUUAUAUCGCGAGUUGUCGAAAAAAAUAUAUUUUUUACGUGAAGACAUUUAUAAAAACGUUGUGGUCCACUCUCAUUUCAUACAAAAAUAAGUUUGUAUCUAAAUAAUGAUUGAAGGCACCGAAGGUAAGGGAGUCACGUCAUCAGAAUCGACGAACACGUGCAACAGUUGGGACAGAUCUCUAGAUUCGAGAGCCGCACUGAGUUUACCCGCAGCCUCUUUGCUGCUGAUCCUAAAUAAAGCAAUACGUUAACAAUUUU
Messenger RNA from Ceratina calcarata, 3289 nucleotides. RefSeq names its product zinc finger protein 260. The coding region runs from base 554 to 2638 and encodes 694 amino acids. Lineage: Eukaryota; Metazoa; Arthropoda; Insecta; Hymenoptera; Apidae. The record is from RefSeq and is a predicted model, not a curated record. The transcript has 7 exons.